AUGAAGCUGCAAUUGCUGACAGCGAGUCUGCUGCUGUUGCAGGCCUCCAACUCUAAUAUCAACGUCAACGCCAACGCUGUUGGUAUCAAUCCACAGCGCGACAUCCAAGAAUCACCCAAUACCAACACAAGACUCUUCCCCUAUCUCACUAAACUCCGCGACAAAGCUAUCGAGUCCAUAUUUGGACGCAAGCCAAACCAAGACGCAACCCCGCCACCCGUUCCCAAUCAGUUACGCGCGCAAUACAUCAAACAACUCGUCCUUCGUUUCAAUGUCACACAUUCCCACGAGGAAGGCGCCCUCGCCGAUGCCGCCGCACGUCUGUUCCUCGAUGUUUGGGCUUUCACCGAUGACUAUGUAGACAUCCGACUGCAUGCUGACGAGGUUCGGCCUCUGCUCAGUCUGCUACCCAAGACGCUGCAUACAUCGCACUCGAUUUUAAUCCCGGACUUGGCUACGGCUGUCUAUAACUCACUACCGACCGGAGGAAAUCCCGCGUAUACAGAUCCGAAAACGUUUGCUCCAGUGGUCAAAAUCGCUUCUUCGCCUGGAGACAACCUCUUUUUCCAAGACUACCAAUCCCUACCAGUAAUCAUGCGCUGGAUGCGACUGCUCGAAGCCAUGUUUCCUUCCUAUGUCAAAUAUAUCAACGUCGGAAAGUCAUACGAAGGCCGCGAUAUUCCUGCUUUGCGUGUGGGGAUUUCUCAUACCGUCCCGGAUGCGCCUCGACGAAAAACUAUUAUGAUCAUGGGCGGCUCCCACGCCCGAGAGUGGAUAUCUACUAGCACCGUCAACUAUCUGGCAUGGUCUUUUAUCACCAGCUACGGCAAGGAACGGAUGAUUACAAAGUUGCUAGACGAUUUCGACCUGAUCUUCCUCCCAGUUGCCAACCCUGAUGGUUUCGAGUACACUUGGCAUGUUGAUCGACUAUGGCGCAAGACUCGGCAACAAACCAACCUCCAAUUCUGCCGCGGGCUAGAUCUUGACCGUGCUUACGGGUACGAAUGGGACGGCUCCCGGGUUCAGCGAGAUCCGUGCUCUGAGAGUUAUGGAGGAGAGAAGCCAUUCCAGGCCGUCGAGGCGGUUCAGAUAGCCGACUGGGCACGUAAUCAGACCUGGAACAACAAUGUUCGAUUUGUUGGUUUGGUUGAUCUUCAUUCAUAUUCCCAGCAAAUUCUCUACCCUUAUUCCUUCACCUGCUCCUUGGAUCCGCCCAACUUGGAGAACUUGGAAGAGCUCGCUGCAGGUAUUGCGAAAUCGAUACGGCUAUCGAACGGAGAAAGUUAUACGGUAUCAUCAGCUUGUGAGGGUGCCGUAUCCGCACGCGAAUUCAGUGGUGGUCGAUAUUGGUCUCGAAUCGAAUCUGGUGGUGGAUCGGCAGUUGACUGGUUCUAUCAUGAGAUGCGAGCUCACUACAGCUACCAAAUCAAGCUUCGAGAUACUGGCAGCUACGGAUUUUUGCUCCCCAAAGAGCACAUUGUCCCAACUGGUGAAGAAAUCUUCAACGCGAUGAAGUAUUACGGUGACUACCUCUUGGGUAACAAUGGUAUUGAAUGGUUCCCCGAGGCUAGAAAGGACGACGAUUUCAAGAUAAAUCAACAACAACCUGUUCAAGCCGCUGAGGAUGACACGGCAAUGAACCAAGAACUCAGAAGGAGGAGAAUGAGAAAAUGA
This is a messenger RNA of Fusarium venenatum, 1674 nucleotides long. RefSeq lists its product as uncharacterized. Gene Ontology annotation, molecular function: zinc ion binding; metallocarboxypeptidase activity. The record is from RefSeq and is a predicted model, not a curated record. NCBI's taxonomy places the organism in Eukaryota, Fungi, Ascomycota, Sordariomycetes, Hypocreales, Nectriaceae. Gene Ontology annotation, biological process: proteolysis.